AUUCCGUCCUUUUGCAAUGGAGAUCAUCAGGUCGAAGUCGGUUCCCGUUCUACUAAUGUACGUUGUCUCUGUUUUCUUCCUGAUGAGCAAUAAUAAUGUUGGUCAGUCCUCCGCCACUGCAAGUACUCCUGAAUCUCCACCACCGAUGUCCGACUGUACUAAUCUAGUACUGGAAAUGGCCGAUUGCUUGUCUUACGUCUCCACCGGAAGCACCGAUAAGAAACCACAAGGAACUUGCUGUUCAGGUAUCAAAACUGUUUUGAAAAACAAUGCUCAGUGUAUCUGCUUCGCUUUCAGAAACAGCGCUCAAUUCGGAGUCACUUUGAAUGUUACCAAGGCCAUGACUCUUCCCGAUGUCUGCCGUCUCUCUCAUCCACCUCUCACCAAUUGCGAUAUUAGCGUUGGCGUUCUUGCUCCAGCGUUGGCUCCUGAUAGUUCUCUUGGACCAUCAACAUCAUCAUCAUCAGCUACUGGUGCUGAGGCUCCUAGUCCAAUUUCAGGGGCAAACGAGGUUAACCCAACCCAACUGCCUCUAGGAGGAGGAAAAAGCUCAGGUUCGACAAUACUCUCUUUCUCCUCUGGAUCAUCACUAGUUGUUGUUAUUCUCUCUGCAAUAAUGCUACUACUACAAUCAUCGUCUCUUCUUCUGUGAGAACUCCUCCUUUGCAAAGCAUGAAUUGAAUUUUGUUGUGUUUUCUUACUUCCAUGUUUUGUUUUGAGGGAGGGAAGGAAGGAAACAUGUGAGAUAUAGAGUUGUAGGAUGAUCCAUCUCUUAUGCUAUAUAUAUUUUGGGUGUUAUAACACACUUGUUGAGGAUGAUGAUGAUGAAUGGUAUAUUUACUCUUGAAUGAAACUCAUUGCUAUCAUGAUUUUGGUUACUCCAUAGUUAAUUAAUCUACUUUUUUUUUU
Messenger RNA from Impatiens glandulifera, 909 nucleotides. Its product is annotated as non-specific lipid transfer protein GPI-anchored 11-like. The transcript is spliced from 3 exons. NCBI's taxonomy places the organism in Eukaryota, Viridiplantae, Streptophyta, Magnoliopsida, Ericales, Balsaminaceae. Gene Ontology annotation, molecular function: lipid binding. Gene Ontology annotation, biological process: lipid transport. The record is from RefSeq and is a predicted model, not a curated record. Bases 17 to 652 code for a protein of 211 amino acids.